UAUCCAUUCUCUACCUUCCCUCUGUAUCCUUGUUUUAUUUUCCUCCUCUUUUUUACCUUCAAUUUACCACCUACUUAAGCCUUAUCACUUAGGUACAUUUUAGAGACCAAACAUGACUCAUUGAAUUAACAAAAAUAAAUUAAUUAUCCUCAUUUAAGUAUAUGAUUUUGUCAACACUCAAGAACUUCACAUUAUUGUUAAAAAGUAGACCAAGUCCUCUGUUUUCCUCUGUUCUGCCCUGUUUUUGCUCUGUUCUUUUAUUUUUAGCAUAUUGUUUCUAAACCAACAUGACCUUAACCUCUACUUUGUAUCAAGGUCUGCAAUCUUGUCUAGAGCCUACACUUCUUGAACCGCGCAUUCUAAUGAACAAAUUAACUCCUCCUAAAUCAGAUUUCUCACAACCAACCACAUUGCCACAAAAAUCGAAAAUAGGUCAACAAGAAGGUGAAAUUGAAGAAGAGAAUGAAGAAAAUGACAAUGUUGGUGGCUGGAGCUUUAUCCAUGCACUAGAAAAUCCUUGUCAAUACUCGAGAAAAGGCGAUGCAGAGGACAGAGUCUAUGUUCAUCCUCUGGUGAAGCCCUGUUCUCUCAAUACAAAGAGUUUGGAAAUGUGCACUGAAAGCUUAGGAAGCGAAACUGGCAGUGACAUUUGUGAAAGCAUAGAAGAAUUCUCUAAUUAUCACGGAGUUCAACGAUCAAAAUGUAGAGAAUUCGCGCAAAAAUUCAACAGGACAGCUAGUUUUCCACCUCCAUUAACUUCAAUGAGUGGAAAUGAAGGUGUCCAAGUUAGGCCACACCGCGAAGACGGUCGUUUAAUAUUAAAAGCCAUGACAAUCACUUCUUGCAACUCUAAUUUCCAAGCUGAACGCGCUAAUGGUAGGCUCAGGCUUUCGUUGUUAAUACCUGAUGAAUGUAGCCAUGGAGAAGAAGAUGAAAUUAGCCAAGAGAAUGAACAUGGAAAUGAUGAAGAUAUUGGUGGUAGGAAAUUAGGAAGUGACAUUGUGGUAGGAGAGUAUUCAAGACCAAGAAGAUGCAAAACAAGUGGGAUUAGGAAUAAAGGGAUUCCAAGUUGGGAGCCAUUUUGGGUGGCUAUUUCCUAAAGGCUAGAGAAGUUCUUUUUGGAGCUUUAGUAGUUGAAGAAAUCUCUCCCCCUCUCACUAGUCUUUCCUCAUCACUGUUGCUACUACUAUGUUUUUUUUCUGAUUUUUAUUUUGCUACUACUAUGUUUUUUUUUUCUUCUUUUUUUCGAUUUGAUUAUGUAACCGGUAGUUAUUAUGGUUAUUGGACAUACGAUCCAAUACUCUCUUUAUUCUUAGUAGUACUAACGCGUCUAUAACUUUUCGUACAACUUCCUAUUA
Molecule: messenger RNA, 1358 nt
Organism: Lycium barbarum (goji berry)
Lineage: Eukaryota; Viridiplantae; Streptophyta; Magnoliopsida; Solanales; Solanaceae
Product: protein FANTASTIC FOUR 3-like
Exons: 1
Coding region: 288-1100 (270 amino acids)
Source: RefSeq, a predicted model, not a curated record